Ornithodoros turicata is the source of this 3030-nucleotide messenger RNA. RefSeq names its product lysosomal alpha-glucosidase-like. Bases 1 to 3030 code for a protein of 1009 amino acids. The record is from RefSeq and is a predicted model, not a curated record. Gene Ontology annotation, biological process: carbohydrate metabolic process. The transcript has a single exon. NCBI's taxonomy places the organism in Eukaryota, Metazoa, Arthropoda, Arachnida, Ixodida, Argasidae. Gene Ontology annotation, molecular function: alpha-1,4-glucosidase activity; carbohydrate binding.
AUGGACGAACGCGUUGCGGAAACGGACAUCCUGGCCCCGAGCACGGACAGUAACCAAAACGCAUCUCGUAGAAAGCUCGUCGUUGCAGGUUCGCUCUUCGGCAUCGUUUUGAUACUCAGUUCUUGCGUCACCGUCAUCUGCAACGUCUACAUGCUCUUCAAGCCGCAGACUAACCCGGUGCGCUUCCCAUUGCUGCCGAAGCCAGAACCAACAAUGACGCUGAAAAUACGCAUGUCGGAUGUGGAGAAUAAUCUCUUGUCGGUUCUCAACAAAAAUACUACGCUCUUCAAGACGGCAGCACAGGUACAGCCAGCGCCCCCCUUAACUCAGACCUACGCGGAUGCUGGCUCGCUUGUUGGUGCUAGAGCGAACAUCCUACCCGUUGCUGCAGAACGCCAAGUGUACAGCGAUGGGAACACUGCCAAGGAAAUUGUUAUAAUCCCUGCUCCAGCAUGUGGUCAAGUGUGGGAAAGCCACAGGCUCGACUGCCAUCCCGACCGACCGCCAUCGUAUACGUCUUGCUUGAAGCGCGGUUGCUGCUACGAGCCUGUUAACAGCACCGGAUCGCCGCCGGAGGUUGGAUUCAUUCUGCCGCCGUCGUGCUUCUACCCGUCUAACUAUCUCGGCUAUAAGGUUGAAUCCGUCGAGAGGAGUCUUUUCAAGACAGUGGUCAGAGCGAAGAGAGUGACCCCGUCUGGAUUCCCAAACGACGCUAGCACCGUAAUAAUUGAAAUUAUAAAUUACGACGACUUCACGGCGCGUAUUCGAGUGACCGACGCGAAAACGAAGAGGUACGAAGUGCCCUUCCCUAAGGUAGCGGACCAGAGGAAGACUCAUCCGAAGUUGUACGACGUCGUGGUGAGUCUAAACGGCGAGCUCCAAGUCACCAGAUUGUCUUCGAGAAAGCCCGUCUUUCAUACAAAUAUCUCCACUCUCGUGUACGCGGAACAGCUGUUGCAGUUGUCGACACGACUUCCCUCUCGUUACGUUUACGGUAUCGGUGACGUCAAGUCACCUUUACUUCGAAGUACAGACUGGCAUAAAAUCACUCUCUUCAAUGCUGGACGCUCGCCAACAGAAGGAAAGAACUUCUACGGCUCGCACCCUUUCCUCAUAACCUUAGAAGAGAACGGUGAAUCAUCGGGUCUCUUCCUCCUGAACAGCAAUGCGAUGGACAUUAUCCUCCAACCAAGUCCCUCUGCGACGUUCCGAACUAUCGGCGGUAUCCUGGACGUCUUUGUGUUCGUCGGCCCAACGCCGCAAAAGGUAGUCCAGCAGUACACCGCGAUCGUGGGGAGACCCUUCAUGCCGCCUUACUGGAGCUUGGGGUUUCACCUUAGCAGGUGGGGGUACUCCACCAUCGAAGAAGUACACGAUGUCUGGAAACGGAACGUGCGCGUUGGCAUCCCCGUGGAAGCCAUAUGGCUCGAUGCGGAUUACAUGGAAGACUUGAGGCCGUUCUCGUACGACCGGUCGCGAUUUCCAGGGCUUCCGGAGUUUGCCCAGGAGUUACAUAAACGUGACACAAAAUUGAUGCUAACCUUGCAUCCUGGUAUUGACAGCAAUCGCGACAAAGGUAGUUACCUUCCGUUUGAUGAAGGCGACAGACGUGACAUUUUCAUCCGAAUGGAGAGCGGAAGAUACAAUCACGGCUUGAUCGGGAACAGAAGCGGAAUCGUGUUCCCCGACUUUACGAAUCCGAUAUCUCAAGAAUACUGGGGUCAAAUGCUGUCUUAUUUUCACCAAGCAAUGCAUUUCGACGGAGUGUGGCUGGACCUCAACGAGCCAUCGUCGCUUUACAGCGGAUCAGAGGUAGGAUGUCCGAACUCGUCGCUCGAAAAUCCGCCAUAUCUGCCAGGGGAUGGUCAAGAACAGUUGUGCACAAAGACCCUCUGCAUGACAUCCAGACUCCACGCCUCUCUCCACUACAACGUCCACAACCUGUACAGCUACGCCCAGACCCUCCGCACGUACGACGCCCUUAUCCACAUAAUGUCCCAGCGACCUUUCAUAAUCUCCAGGUCGACCUUCUCUGGCCAGGGUCACUACUCUGGUCACUGGAGCGGCGACAUCGAGUCGGACUGGGACUCGUUGCGGUAUUCGAUUCCGUCUAUGCUCACUUUCAACAUUCUCGGGAUGCCCAUGACUGGAUCCGACAUCUGUGGCUUUUGGGACAACGCUACGGCUGAACUCUGCCACCGCUGGCACGCUCUGGGUGCAUUCUAUCCGUUCGCCAGGAACCACAACUCAAAAGGAAGUGUUGAUCAGGAUCCAGCGUCGUGGGGCCCUCAGUACUCUUCAGCGGCUCGAAAGGUCCUGCGAGUGCGGUACAACUUCUUGCCUUACCUUUACACACUCUUUUACCGUAGCAAUGUCUUCGGGGACACAGUAGCACGCCCGCUUUUCUUCGAAUUCCCGAAAGACGUCAACACUUACGGCAUCGACACACAGUUCCUGUGGGGCGCUUCGCUUCUCGUCCUGCCAAUCGUCGAGCCGAAUACGACGGAGAUCAAACCUUACCUUCCGCGAGGUAUCUGGUUCGACACGCUCCUAGGUACGCCAUACCAUAGUGCCGGAGAAGACUUCUCAAUCACCCCUCAAGCGGACUUGGUCUGCCUUCUUCUACGGGGUGGCAGCCUAAUUCCAACUCAAGAGACGGCGCAGACGACAGCAGCAGGCAGACUCAAACCGUUCAGUCUUCUAGUCGCUGAAGACACCGAAGGCGUCGCCACGGGCGAGCUGUACUGGGACGAUGGGGAGUCCGUGGGAGCGUACGAAAAGGGAGAUUACAAUCUAAUGAAGUUCACCGUGGUAAACGCCCAACUGAAUGGAUACUGCAUACAUUGCAAAUACGAUACAAUUAUGCUUCUUAACGCUGUUGUCCUCUACGGCUUGAAGCAGAAGCCGAAGGUUGUUCAUUUUAAUACUCGUCCAGCGAACUUCACGUACAACCCAGAAGGGCAGUUUAUGAAAGUUACAGCACUGCACUUCCAGAUGACGAAGGGGUUCUCCAUGACGUGGAUAUAUUGA